AUGGAAGCCACGACAGACUUGCAAUACAGCCCAACCACGUCUCAACACAUCCAAGUCGGCGGUCGUGUUGACGAAGUGUGCGCACGCCUGUCCUUCACCACCACCCACACAUGCCACCGACUCACAUAUUCCCCCAUCUCUAACACGCAUCCUUUAAACCCAUCAUUCCAGCAGAUCAACAUGUCAACUCCCACCAUCGAUCCCCACAUAAUCUCCCCACCCGUCCUCCCCCUCGCCCUGCGCGCCAAAAACGACGCCGAUCGCCUCUGGGCCGAACACGCCUUCCACGAGCCCAACCUCCUCAUCGUCCCCACCUACCUGCGCUCGCGCCCGCGCACCGCCUAUCACACACGCAUCCAAAUGGAGCUCAUGCGCAACUGGCAGCUGGACAUUGCGCGAUCGAUAACGAGCGUCGAGGCAUUUCUGUUCACGCCCGAGUACGAGUACAUGAAGGAGCGCGCGGAGGUUUUGGGCGGGAAGAUUCGGUGUUGGAAGAGCGAGGUUGAGAGGUUGGAGGGGAAGAUACCCAAGGUUAAGAGGGAGGUGGUGGAGACGAAGACUAAGGCGCCAGAGGUGAAUCAUGGGUUCUCGAAGAGUACGGUUGUCAUCCCGUUUGAGAAGGGAAUGAAGAGGGGCGCGGAAGAGGAGGGGGAAGGGGAUAUGACGGUGAAGAAGGCCAGGGUUGAUGAGGGUGGGAAGGGAAAUGUGGAGGUGGAGGGGGAGAUGAUGGUUGUGUUGGUGGAAAAGGUUCGGGCGGAUAGUGUGGAUGUGGCGGAGGAGAAGGAGAAAGACGACGAGGAGAUGGGCACGGUGGAGGAGACGAGUCCCGAGAAGCUGGAUCAUGAGUAG
Parastagonospora nodorum SN15 is the source of this 849-nucleotide messenger RNA. RefSeq lists its product as hypothetical. The transcript has a single exon. The record is from RefSeq and is a predicted model, not a curated record. NCBI's taxonomy places the organism in Eukaryota, Fungi, Ascomycota, Dothideomycetes, Pleosporales, Phaeosphaeriaceae. The coding region runs from base 1 to 849 and encodes 282 amino acids.